This is a messenger RNA of Pestalotiopsis fici W106-1, 717 nucleotides long. RefSeq lists its product as uncharacterized. The transcript has 2 exons. Lineage: Eukaryota; Fungi; Ascomycota; Sordariomycetes; Amphisphaeriales; Sporocadaceae. The record is from RefSeq and is a predicted model, not a curated record. Bases 1 to 717 code for a protein of 238 amino acids.
AUGCUCACUUCUUAUAUCUCUCUCCCGCUAAUGGCAUUUGCUCUGUCUGGUGCCCUCAGCGCUCCAUCAUCAAAUGUUGAAGCACUAAACCCUGGUUCAGCAGCCCGUGACGAGACUGGCCUGGUCGACUUUGGAGGCAAGCUCGACGACGAGGACAACAAGAUUUCCAAACGCCAAACUGGAAUGGUCGACUACGGAGGCAAGCUUGACGAUAAUGAUGACAAACUUUCCAAGCGGGAUGAUGAUCCUUUAGGACUAGGCGACAGCGACUACAUAUCCUCGUGCGGUAGCGAGUGGGUGCCUGUCGACGACUUUCAAAACAACGUGCGCUGGUACAUGGGGUACCGCGAGGCCGUCAAGCUGUUUUGCACGCACAUUACAUCUGAUUACGAGGGCAAGCCCGCCGUUGUGGCUCCCAAGUCCUACGCCGGAACGACCAUUUACACCAACGACGCUCGAGAGCAGAUUGGCCUGGCCGGUGGUGAGGACCCAAGUACAAGCACAAAGGUACUACCAGGCCACAUUGAGUUCGAGAUCCACAACAAGCAGAAAUCUGGAGAUCACAUCCCUACCUUGGACAACUGCAGGUUCUACUUGAUGAAGAUGGCUACAGAAGGGCAGAGUUGUUUUGGAGAUGACAACAAUGAUACCAAAGGUGGUACUUGGCAAGUGGGAAGCAAGGAUGUUUCGUAUCAUGCACUGCCUAAGAAGAACUAA